GAGCUAUAAUGAUGAUGAGAUUCUAACGUGUAUCGAUGGUGUGCGGUUCCUCAAUGUAAUAAUACAUCGAUAAAGACUCCGAAUAAGUUGUUCAUUAAUGUUCCAAUAACUAAAAAAGUGAGAAAUACAUGGCUAAAUCUUGCAAGGCGAGACGAGACCCAGUUAUUAUAUCGCCAAAUUCAGUACUUUAUUUCUGUGAAGACUAUUUUGAUUUACCAAAUGAUAUGGAAAAUUAUAUGGAAUAUCAUGUGAUGGGUUCAGUUUCACAAGUCCGUAUGAGGUCAGGGUGUACUCCCACAAGAUUUGAAUGCCAACCAGACAGAAGAAAACGAACUUCAACAGAGCGUCCUUAUGUUCUUAAAAAGCAACGGAAAAUAUUAAUCGAAGAUAGUGUAAAAGGUUUAGCUGAGGAAAGUACACCGACAAUUUGUUUAGAAGUCGCUGGCAGUUCAUCUGAUCAUUCAGUUUUGCACACAAUCGAAGAGCAUCAAGAAGAGCCUAAAACCCGGCCGAAAUUGGUUGAUAAAUCAGUACAAGUAUACAUUGGAAAAAAAUUUAGAAGCAAAGCAGUCCAGACAGAAAUGAAAUUAGUAAACCAGUUGACAUCACCAAUGAAACCCGAUUGCUGUGGCUAUGGAGGAAGAGUAACUGAUACAAGCUUGGUUGAAUCAUGUGAUUUUAUCAGGUAUCUACAGCCUGGUAUGUGUGUGAUGGCAGACAGAGGUUUCAAACAUGUCGAACAAUACUUACGUAAGGAGGGUAUAAAACUUGUACGACCCCCAAGUGUUGUCACUGGAGCUAAGUUGUCUAAAGGCGAGGUCAAAGAAACCAAGCAGAUAGCUAGUUUAAGAAUCCAUAUUGAAAGGGUAAUUAGACGUUUAAGGGAAUUUAAUAUGUUAAAACCCCAUGCAUGUGUAAAUUUACAUCUUGUUAAAGCACUUGAUGAAGUUAUUGUGAUUGCAUGUGCUCUUAUAAAUUUACAAGACUCUCUUAUUAAAUAUAUCUAUAAAAUUAUAAUUUGUGCAUUUUAUUUACAUAUUACAAUGUACUUUCAUACAACACUGGAUAUACUUUUUCUUUCCACUGAUUUGUUAACUGUUUAAGAACGAGUUCGAACGAUUUAUUUACUAAUGAUAAAAUGAUGUUUACAAAACCGUGACGUCACACGCUUCUGAUUGGCGUUUCACCUAAUAUGGCGGAUUGAC
Messenger RNA from Dalotia coriaria, 1205 nucleotides. RefSeq lists its product as uncharacterized. The coding region runs from base 129 to 1103 and encodes 324 amino acids. The transcript has 2 exons. NCBI's taxonomy places the organism in Eukaryota, Metazoa, Arthropoda, Insecta, Coleoptera, Staphylinidae. The record is from RefSeq and is a predicted model, not a curated record.